GUUCGCGGAGCGUUUGGGCGCUGAUCGUGUAGUCCUUGGUCGCGAGUUGAGCAUCAAAGAAAUUGCAUCAGUUGCAGCAGACGUGGGGGAUUUGGAGGUUGAGGUCUUUGUGCAUGGUGCCCUGUGCGUUUCCUACAGCGGCCAGUGCUUCUCCUCUGAAGCCUGGGGUGGCCGCUCCGCAAACCGUGGGCAAUGUGCGCAAGCGUGUCGAUUGCCAUAUGGUUUGGUGAAGGAUGGAGAAUUGAUCGAUUUGGGUGAUGCAGUGCGCUACUUGCUGUCCCCACAGGACCUCAUGGCCUUGGACUACGUGCCAGCCUUGAUCGAUGCGGGCGUUGGUUGCUUCAAGAUUGAGGGGCGGCUCAAGGGUGAGGAGUACGUGGCCUUGACAACAGCCGCAUACCGCCAAGCCAUAGAUCAAGCCUGGGAUGCCACAGCCACAGCAUGGGAGGAGACACCCGCAGCACAGCUGUUGGCAGAGCCACAGACUGCCCGCACUGCGCUGGCGCAGCUCUUCGCACGAGGGCAGGACGAAGAGCACGAUGGACUUUCGCCUGGAUUCUUGGAAGGUCCCCAGCACCAACGGCUUGUUCGUGGCAUUGCACCAAAGCAUCGGGGUGUUUUGGUGGGCACCGUGUGUGCAGUGCAGAGUGCCACGGCAUCCUUUGCAUUGAAGCUGGCUCCUGGUGCUGUCAACGUGCCCUUGCGACCAGGCGCUGGCAUUUUCUUCGAUCAAAAUGUUGGGCUCGGAGAAGAUGCUGAUGUUCUAGGAGGAAAAGUCGCAAAACUUCGGAAAUCUGGCGCGGGUGGUGUGCUUGCUUCGAGCGCUGAGCUUCAAAGCGGCGACAUGCUUUUGGUUCGUUUGGAUUUCGGAGGGAAGGAGCGGAGUCGACGCAUGGAAGAGGUGAAAGUAGGAGAUUUGGUGUGGAGAAACAAAGACGAGAUGCUUGAAGAGCAGGUCAAAGAGCUCUCAUUGGUGAACCAGUUCAUCUUCGAGCAUCUGCCAGAGCCGGAAGCCGAACGCUUCGAGGAGCUGCAGCCGGGCCAUCCUGCCACCAUGGCACGGCUGCAGCGCCUCGUUGGCAGCGCCGGCAACACGUUGGGCCAGGUGCUGCCAGCGACGCUCCCGCGGCUCACGGUGCUGUGCCGCACCGCGCAGCAGGCGGAGGCCGUGUUGCGGCUGCCACCAGGCAUGGUCUAUGAACUCCAACUGGAUUUCCUCGAAGCCCAGGGCCUCCAUGAGUCAGUGCAAAGGGCACGAGCAGCCCAGCAGCGUGUGGCCGUGUGCCUCCCAAGAAUUUUGAAGCCCAACGAGGACCGCUUGUGGCAAUUCUAUCAGCGCCUGGAAGCGGAUGCCAUGUUGGUCCGCAGUUGUGGCGCCCUGAACCAGCUGCUGAGCAGCGAGAGCAAGACGGAUGCAGAACUCAUUGGGGACUUCAGCCUCAAUGCCGCCAACGCAGUCACCGCCGCCUUUUUUCUGGGCGUUGGAUUGGAUCGACUGACGCCGAGCCACGAUUUGAGUGCUCAGCAGAUUUGCCAAUUGGCAAAGAGACUGGGACCAGAGCGGGCCGCAAAGUUGGAGGUGGUUGCGCACCAGCACCUGCCCAUUUUUCACACAGAGCACUGCGUGUUCUGUCGCUUCCUGAGCAAUGGCAACGACUACACAGAUUGUGGGCACCCAUGUGAGCGCCACAACUUGCACUUGAGGGAUUCAAAUGGAAAGGACCACAAGGUGGUGGCUGACAUGGGCUGCCGCAACACCGUCUUCAACGCCAAAGCUCAGUCUGCAGCCAUGGACCUGGCAGCCUUUGCCUCAGCACAGGUGGGAUUCUUCCGCCUGGAGCUGGUGGAUGAAGUGCCGGAAGCCGUGGAGACCUUGGUGCGGCGCUACCACUCAGCUGCUUCGGGACGCCUUCCUGCAGAGAAGUUGUGGAGCUAUGUGGCCAGCUUGAGUGACUCCAAUGGUCGUCGCCAGGGCGUAGAGCGAGGCUCCCUAGACGAUUCCACGUGGCGAGAACAAGACUUUCGGGAAAUGAAGGACCGCUUGGCGAUGGUAAACGCAUUCCAGACCCCUGCUAUGGCGGCACGGAUAAAGGCCACCGCAAGCAGCGAGUCCAACAUUGUUCCAGAAGAACUGGCCCAGGGGGAGCAGAAUGCCCACACUGGAGCGAAUGCAAUUGCUGUGAGAUCUGUGAGUGGUGCAAACGCUGCACCAUCUGCUGAGAGGAUAGACAGCAUUGAGGUGGCGGGGGCUGCCACCGAACCCCAGGGGCAGUUUGUCACAGAGGGCAGGACGACUCUUUCCGAUGACGGAAACGCACACGCUGGUCUCCCAGUUCCACUCCACAAGGGCCGCCAUCUCAUGGCGAGACCAGCCUCGGGAAUUCUGGAGCUGCGAGCCAACCUGCUGGGCCUAGUGGCACGCAGCAAGCCAGCUCUCAUUCUGGGAGGCAUCGAGGCCAGGAAAGGUGAACUUCAGAAUCAUGGCUUGACAUUGGUCAUCAACAUGGAUCAUUUUCCUAGGGAUGCCAUUUGCAGUGCAGCUGCGCCACCACCCAGUGGACCCAGUACCUGUGGCAGUGGGAGCGGGGCGUUGAGCAAGCGGCGAAAUAGCAGCCCUGCACCAAGACAAGCUACCGAUGCUGGUGGCGGCAUGGGCGGCAUGGGUGGCGGCUUGCAGUUGAGUGGCGUAAAGGCAGAGUUGAGCUCUCACCAGCAGAGACCUGCAAGCGGCAAGAGGCAACAAGCGAGCAAAUCACCAGAAACAGUGCAAACGCAUGACUACCUGAGACGCGGAGCUUCGCGCAUCGCCAGUGGUGCCAGUGGCCGGCCUCGCAGCAGAUCCCGGGGCCGGGAGGAGCUGCGUGCGGAAGGCCGACAUGUUGAGAUGAGCGGAAUCGACGGGCUACCUGGACAUUACACUGGAAAUCAAGAGUAUGAUGGGAGCCGCGGGCUCAGAUCAAUGGGAAACAAGGGCAACCAAGCAGCAUCCGGAAACCCGAACGCUUCUCAAGCUGGCAAACAUCCCGACCAAGCAAGCACUUCUACGU
Molecule: messenger RNA, 3047 nt
Organism: Cladocopium goreaui
Lineage: Eukaryota; Dinophyceae; Suessiales; Symbiodiniaceae
Source: the annotation of a GenBank genome assembly